GCGAAGAUUACCUUAUUCUGGCUACUGCAUCCGAGCUGCGUCCAAUAAACACAAGAGGGAAAUACGACCGACUUCAAAAUUCCACCAGCGUCGGUGCCAUCGGGUCCCUCAUCUCUCCGAUCUGCUGACUGGUGGGGGGAGAUGCUGGGCGCGUGCUCGGCGGGCGAGGUGUUCGCCCUGCUGGAGGGCGGCGGCGCGGGGGGCGGCGGCUCCGGCUCCGCGCUGCUCGCGCUGUACGGCGCCGUGCGCGAGCCCUGGCUCACGCGCGCGCUGCUCGCCUACCACGCGCGCACCGGCUCCGCGCGCGCCGUCGAGCUGCUCGCGCGCGCGCCCGAGCCGCACGCCAAGCACCUGCUCGACGCGCUGCACGAGCAGCUGCGCGAGCCCGCCGCGCGCCGCGCCGCGCUGCUCGCGCUCGCCCCCCUGCUCGCGCGCCGCCCCGCCUGGCUGCACCGCCUGCAGCCGCCCCACCCGCUGCCGCGGGAGCUGCUGCGCGCCGCACGCACCGAACGCGAGGUCCUGCCGCUGCUGUACGCGCUCAUGGCGCUGGCCGCGCUGCUGCCCGCCGCGCCCGCCCUGGCGGCCUCGUUGGCGCCCGAGCUCGCCGACGCGCUGCUGCGGCCCGCGCAGCUGGAGCCCGCGCCGCCCGCGCCGGCGCGGGACCAUCUACUCUUAGCGCAGCUGGCGCUCUUCCGCGCGCUGUACGCGACACAUCCCGUGACUCUGCUGGAGGCGCUGCGCGCGGAGCACGCGGCCGCGUCCGCCGCCACGCGCGACGCCUGGCAGCGCGGGCUGGCGCCGCUGCUGGCCUCCGUGCGCCUGCACCCGGCGCUCGUCACGGGCAGCCGCGCGCGCGAGGCCGACGCCGGCCGCUGGGCGCGCCUCGAGUGGCACGACGUCGUGGCCGAGACGCGCCGUCUGUCGCUGACGCCGCGCGAGCGCCAGGACGAGCGCGAGCGCCCCGCCCAGCCGCCGCCCGCGCCCGCCGCGCCCGUGUCGCCCGCGCCGGGAUGCGGGGCGCACGCGGCCCGCGCGGCGUCGGCGCUGCGCCCCGGCACGGACCCGUGGUUCCCGCUGGCGGAGCGCUGCGGCGCGGACUCGGCGCCGCACACGCCGCUGCCGGCCGAGGCGGACCCGGGCGAGCCGCCGGAGGCCGCGGUGGAGGCGACGCCGGAGAACACGCCCGCGAAGGAGACGCGCGAGCGGUUUCGCUUCCCCGCGGAGUCGAGCGCCGUUCGUGCCAUCGGGCGCCGCUCGCAGCCGCCGUCGCCGCUGCGCAAGGAGACGUCGCCGCUGGGCGGCGCGGGCCCGAGCGCCGGCGACGCCUACGCGGGCCGGCUGACGCGGAUGGCGCUGGACCGGGCGGCGCUGGAGGCCGAGGGCGGCGGGCGCGCGAGCGCCACGCAGCGGCGCGGGCCGGACUCGCCGGUGCCGUUCGGAGGCGGGCCGCCGCCGGCGGGGGCGCCGGUGGCGCGGCCGGAGCCGCGCGGGCCGGGCGCGCCGGACGCGGAGCCGCUGAACGUGGAGGACCGCGAGGUGCUGGAGCUGACGGCGCGGGCGCGCGCCGAGGACGCGUGGGCGGACAGCGAGUCGGCGCCGGCGGCCGCGGCGCUGGCGCGCGCGCUGGACCCGCGGCGCGGGUGGGCGGCGCCCGCGCGCGCUCUGGACCCGCGGCGCGGGCUGGCGCCGCCCCCGCGCCGCCCCGCCUCGUGCGGCCCGCGCCCGCCGACUCGCUCCACGGAGGUCGCCGUGCAGACGGUGGACGCGUGGCCGGAACCCUACGAAUUCAUCAUUGCCGAUUUCUAUAGAAAUCUUCCCGAUGAUUUUUCAAAAGAGGGCUCGGAGCCGGCGUCGCCGUGCGAGCGCCUGGACAAGUACCUGUCGUCGCUGUACGCGGGGGCGGGCGCGGGGGCGGGCGAGGAGCGGCGCGGGGAGGCCACCGAGCAGCUGGCGCUGCUGCACGCGCAGCUGCUGUACGAGCGCUGGCGGCGCGAGGCGCACGCCGAGCGCAACCGCCGCCUGCUGGGCCGCUGCCGACAGGUGCGUGCACUCGAGUUACAGAAUCAGGCUCUGAGAGAGCACGCGCGCGCCGCCCAGCGCGAGCGCGACGCACUGCGCGCGCGGCUGCAGCGCGAGCCCCCGCCGCCGCCGCCGCAGCUGCGGCCCGAGCACGAGGCGCGCCUCGAGGCCGCGCUGGCCGAGGAGCGCGCCGCCCGCGCCCGCGCCGAGGCCGCGCUGCGCGAGGCCGAGGCCGCCCGCGCCCACGACCACGCCGAGCUGCAGCGGGCGCGCGGCGAGGCCUUCGAGGCGGCGCGCCACGUGGAGGCGCUGGCGCGCGGCGCGCUGGCCGCCGAGCGGCGCGCCGAGCACGUGCGCCGCCUGCGCCGCGAGCUGCUCGUGCUGUCGGAGCGCGAGGCGCGGCUCACGGCCGCCGCGCAGGCCGCGCUCCGGGAGCGGCGGGCGGCCGCCGGCGCCGGCGAGGAGCGCGCCGCCCGCGCCGCCGCGGAGCGCCUGGCGGCCGCGAGGGCGGAGGCGGAGGCGGCGGCGGCGCGGGCGGAGGCGGCGGCGGCGCGCGCGGCGGAGCUGGAGGCGGCGCUGGCGGCGCGGGACGCGGUGGUGGCCGAGCUGAAGCGCGCCGCGCGCGCGGCGGCGGAGGAGGGCGCGGCGCGGCUGGACGCGCUGCAGGACAAGUACGCCAGCCUGCUGCGCGUGCUGCGCGCGGGCGAGCUGCGGCGGCUGGCGCGCCUGGCGGGCGAGGGCGCGCGCGCGUCGCCGCUGCCGUCGCCGGGCGGCGCCGCCGUGUCGCUGGCGGACUGCUCGCGCGUGCGGCGCCUGCUGGAGGAGGAGGAGCCGCGCGACAGUUAACGCCCGCCCCCGCCGCCGCGCCCGCGCCGCCCCCUGCUCUCCUACUGUUUCUUCCUGUGACCGCCCGCCGCCGCCGGGGUGGUGACGGUGCCGCGUGCUCCGACCGAAGUGUAUGAAGUGUCGAAUGGAUUCGACACACCGAAUCUUAACAUAUUAGUGAUGCAUCGGACGGGCGACGCGAACUAAAGUCAUCGAAAUAAUUGGGGGCUUCACAAUGAACGGUGGACGACGGCAACAUGUAUGCCGGCAAAUUAUUACGGUUCAAAAUAAAAUUAUUUAAGAGAAAGGUCAACCGGUUUAAUAAAAAUUGAGAAUAUUGAUAUUUGAAGCUAUGAUGUGUCGGGUCGUAUCACGGGGUUCUCCGAGUGACCCGGUCGCCGCCCCGCACCCCGCCCGCGGGGGUCGGUACUACGAUGCAUGCUUCUUAUUUUUAAGAGUGUAUCCUAUUUCAUUGAAAAUGUUUAUUGUUUGGUUAACUGUUCUAAAUAUUAUAUUGUAAUAAAGCAAAUAUCUUUUA
This is a messenger RNA of Cydia pomonella (codling moth), 3382 nucleotides long. RefSeq names its product hamartin (gene Tsc1). Gene Ontology annotation, cellular component: TSC1-TSC2 complex. Gene Ontology annotation, biological process: negative regulation of TOR signaling; regulation of cell cycle; negative regulation of cell population proliferation. The transcript is spliced from 4 exons. The record is from RefSeq and is a predicted model, not a curated record. Lineage: Eukaryota; Metazoa; Arthropoda; Insecta; Lepidoptera; Tortricidae. The coding region runs from base 142 to 2865 and encodes 907 amino acids.